CGUUUCUGCAUGCAGGCACGACCGUAAUCCACGCCGACGCAUGCCGCAGAAACCUGUGGCAUACGCAGCGGAAUAUGAAUUCCCGGACGAGAACUCUGUCGCAAUGCGAAGGAGAAAGCACUCGGACGCGAUGCACCAAGAGCACAUGCGAACGAUGCAGCCUCCGAUGAAGAAGGACCUUACCACGGUGCCCGUGGUCAAGUCUCCCAACAAAAAGAAGCAGCAACUUGUCCAAGACCGACAGCUUUCCAUCGCCACUGAAAACGAGCACUUGGUGGACAAAAUGCAGCGUAUCAUGACCCGAACCGACGACUGUUUCCACGUGCAAAACUCGCCCAUUGUGAAGCCAUCGAACCAGCCAUUUCGCCAAAAGAUAUACUCUCACAUUCAAAAGCAAAAUCGAGCGAUCAAGCACCACCUCCAUAACGUCAAGGGCACGUACAGCACCGCUCAAUGGAAGCGAGAAGCAGACGAAGCCGAGCGCUUGUCACGACAGAUCUCCAAAGCCCCGAAACGAGUCAAAGUGAAACAAGGAUUGAAGCACAUGCAGCACCAGCCAACGAAGAACUAUCAGGACGACCCGACGCCCGAGUUUGAAUUUUUAGUGCUCAACGACAUCGACGAGGCCGUGCCCAUGCGAACGGCAAAGGAAAUCAAGGAGCACAUUCAGUCCAAGCUGCCGCUUAUUCACAACAAGGCAGAGGUGUACCUAGCCAAAGAAAUCAAGAAACCAGACCCGUUUCACGUGCCCCGACGACCCUUUGAAUAGUCCACGACGACAUGGAGUUGCUACAGUAUUUUUGCCACACUCGAACCUCCUUUUGGCGAAAGCACAACCCCCACCGAUGCUUCUCCUUGGACAAACACGUGAUGCAGUUUUAACUUGACGGGAACAACACCAAUGUAAGGGGCAGUGUAUAGUAUUGAUUGGAUUAUGGCUCAUAUAACAUUAGAUCGUUCCACGAAUGUUGAACUCAACAACCGUGUAGAUUCUGACCUGAAUCCUCCG
This is a messenger RNA of Aphanomyces astaci, 1009 nucleotides long. RefSeq lists its product as hypothetical. The record is from RefSeq and is a predicted model, not a curated record. The coding region runs from base 41 to 769 and encodes 242 amino acids. NCBI's taxonomy places the organism in Eukaryota, Oomycota, Saprolegniomycetes, Saprolegniales, Verrucalvaceae. The transcript is spliced from 3 exons.